Molecule: messenger RNA, 1395 nt
Organism: Trichosurus vulpecula (common brushtail)
Lineage: Eukaryota; Metazoa; Chordata; Mammalia; Diprotodontia; Phalangeridae
Gene: FAM174A
Product: family with sequence similarity 174 member A
Exons: 3
Coding region: 173-757 (194 amino acids)
Source: RefSeq, a predicted model, not a curated record
GCAAACUUCCGGUUCCCCCAGUGGCCCGGGCCUGGCCUCCGCCGUCGGUUCCUCCUCCUGGGCGUCUGCCUCCUCCUCUGCUGCGCCCAUGGUUCCUCCCGGAGCCCGGGCCUGGGCCGGGGCCGGGCUGGUGGGGCCGGCGAACGCGGCGUGGUGAGCGGGCGACGCGGGGAUGAUGCGGCCCUCGCGUUGCCGCUGCUGCUGCUGCCGCUGUCGCCGCUUGCUGUCGGCCGCGCUGCUGCUGGCGUUAAGCGGCCAGCUGUCCUCGCUGCUGCUUCUGCUGCUGCUGCUGGACGGAGCGGCCGCCCACGCCACCCGACAGUCGUCUCCGGGCGUCUCGCUGACUCCUUCUCAGCCCCCACCACCGCCCCGGGCCUCGGGCACUGCCCUUCCUGCGGGGCCCGGCCUCCCGGGCCCUGGCAGGACCGUGUCCCCUUCCGGGCAGGCCGGGCUCAGCGGCAAUGGCAGCGGCCCUGGAGCCGGGCCUGCCGGGGUCGGAGGGGGCGGCCUGGCCGUGUCCCCGAAUUCCGGCGACAAGCCUAUGACCCAGAGGGCCCUGUUGGUGCUGAUGGUGGUGAGCGCUGCGGUCCUGGUGUACUUCGUUAUCAGAACCAUCAGAAUGAGAAGAAGAAAUAGAAAGACACGAAGAUAUGGGGUUUUGGACACAAAUCUAGAAAAUAUGGAAUUAACACCUUUAGAACAAGAUGAUGAUGAUGAUGAUACAACUUUGUUUGAUGCCAAUCAUCCCCGAAGAUAAGAAUGUGCCUUUUAAUGAGAAAACUUCAUUCAUUGGUGAACAUCAAAGGAAGAAGCUUAUGAUUAAGGAAUAAGAAGCCAAUAUCAGUCACAGCAUGGGGGGUAUUUAAGUUAUGUAUAUUAUGACCUUUAAUUUGUUGUUGAAAUUAAUACUGUAUCAGUUUGUUGCAUCUUUGUGUGCGUAUAUAUAUGUAUAGGAAUGUUCUAUUAAUGAGCUCAAAUCUGAAGAAAAAGAAAUGCAGUAUAAUAGAAAUCUACUUGAAAAUUACCAUUAAAAUAGGGUGUUUUCAGCUUUGUUUUCUUUACUGCUUACCAUAAUGUGGUGAACAGUUUCUGUUUAUAUGCUAAUCAGCUAAUAUUAAUUGUUUUGCUGGUGUAAUGUUUUAAGUAAUUAUCAGUUGUAACUACCCACUGAAGUACAAAUUCUCUAAUUUGAUUUUUUUUCUCCAACAAAAUGUAUUUCCCAUUUUUGGGGGGAAAUGCCUGAUGUAUUGCUUGGUUUUUGAGUAUUUUUUAACUACAUAACUAUAUGAGCUAUUGUAUGCAAAGCAAUAAAUGUGAUUUUAAAUUGUUUUAAGUGUUCUAAAAGGAAUAUGAAAGGCAUUUUCAUUUGAAAAUAAAAGUUUAUUUCCAAAAUAA